Naegleria gruberi is the source of this 2254-nucleotide messenger RNA. Its product is annotated as rho GTPase activating protein. Gene Ontology annotation, biological process: signal transduction; activation of GTPase activity. The transcript is spliced from 2 exons. The coding region runs from base 124 to 2094 and encodes 656 amino acids. The record is from RefSeq and is a predicted model, not a curated record. Lineage: Eukaryota; Heterolobosea; Eutetramitea; Acrasida; Naegleriidae. Gene Ontology annotation, molecular function: GTPase activator activity.
ACGUGUCAUCACAAAGCUCCAUUUUCUUGGUGAUACACAAUUUGCGUCCUGACGACGUCAACGUUCCUAUUGUCUUGAACUUAUUAAUAAACCAACAAUAAGAAUACAACAACCACAAACACCAUGGUUAAUAUAUUCAAGAAGAAAAAGGUGUUUGGCUUACCACUCGAACAAGCUAUUAAACAAUCACCCAUUCUCAAUGGUUUACCAUUUCCAUUGACUAGAUGUGUUGAUGCUGUGGAAAGAUAUGCACUCCAUGAAGAGGGUAUUUAUAGAAGAGCAGGUGCCAAGAAUUCCAUUGAAGCCUUAGUUAAAGCCUACGAUACUGGAAAAGAUCCAGAUCUACAAGCUCAAGACCCUUACACUGUUUGUUGUGUAUUGAAGGAGUACUUGAAGAAAUUACCAGAACCACUCACAUCCUAUGAAUUAUAUAAUGAUUUUAUGGAGAUUGGAAGAACUAGAAAGAACAAACCAAGAGAAGCUAGUGCAGAUGAAAUGAGACGAUUGAUAGAGAAAUUACCAGAAAGUUGUCGAUAUGUCUUGUAUUUUGUUAUUAGACAUUUACAAGCUGUUGCUCAACAUCAUGAUGAGAACAAAAUGAGUAUUACUAACUUGUCAAUUGUUUUUGGUCCUAAUUUGUUCCGUUCUCUAAAUGACAGUCCAACUGCAAUGCUUGGUGAUGUUUCUCAUCAAGGAUAUUGUGUCGAUUUAUUAAUUAGAGAAUCUGAUACCGUGUUUGGAUCAAUUGCUGUUGAUAAUAAGAAGAUUGCUGUUAUGGAUGAUCCUCUUUCACAAUUCACAGCUGCUCACUCUCCAGCUGCAGAAAAACCAAAAGCUGGUGAUACUGAUAAUUCUCCUGGAAAUAGAUCUUCAAGAAGAUUUGGUGGAGGACAAGAUAAGAGAAAGGGUCUCUCACUCAUUGAAUUAAAAUUGAAUGAAGACUCUCCUGCAUCUGCUGGUAGAGGAUUGUUUAGACCAGAGAGUACAAGAAUUAUUUUUAAUGAUGACAACAAAUCAAAGCAAGUUACCUAUUCUACCGAUGACAUUACUCAAUUAGUGAAAAAUAUUGUUAAUGAAACUUUGGACGAAUCUGCUCACAAGGCAUUUAAGAGAACUUUGAAUGAUGGUUAUUCCAUGUUGAGACCUCCUAAGAAGGCCUCAUGGAAAUCAGAAGAACCUGAGGAUACAUCAAUUUAUGCCACUAACAAUAGUCAACGUAGAUCAUCUGCUGUUGAAGAAUAUACCAAAGACUUGGAUCACGCUUCGGAUGUAACCUCCCCUGCUGAAGAUGAUUCUUCCACACAUGACACUAAUUCGAAUUCACACAAAGAUAUUGAGCCACUAACAGAAGAAACAAUCAAAAAACUUGAAUCACAUCCAAUAGAUAUUAACUCUCCAAUUGAAUCAAUCAAUGCAAGAUUAACCAUCAAAAGAGGUUACUACUCUCAAACAGUUUUCAAAGGUCUAGAUACUACAAGGGUAGAUGAGAAAUGGAAUGUAAACCAAUUGUAUCUAGAAAAAACAAUUAUCAGAGAGGAAAUAUAUAAUUUUGAAGAGGCCUACAAGAAAGCCAAACAUUCUCAACCAACAAAAGAAGUUAAAGAGCACUUGAGGCCAAUUUACCAACGAUAUUACCAAGCUAGAGACCUUUAUGAAUUAUUCGAAUCUAAAAACAGAUCAUUCCUCUCACAAAUGAGUAUGGAAUCACCUUUACAUCAAGUUGCUGUUUUUAAACGAAACAGUUAUUCCCAUAAGAAUGGAAAUAGAUUAAGUAACAAUCCGUAUAUGGACGGAAGAAGAUCUAUUUCAUUCUCACUUAGAGGAAAAUCAUCACAAAUUCAAUCACCAGAAUUUAAACAAAUACUCCUUAAAAACCCAGAUUAUGCAGAGAUGAGAAACAAAAAGCAACAACUGAAGAAAUCCCUUUUAACAUUUGAAAAACAAUUCAAAGACACUCACAAACGAAAGAUGAAAUACAAGAGUGACUGGGGAGAAAACUCUCAACUCUUUGAUGAGUAUAAACUCAUCCGAAGAAAAAUGGUAGAGUUUGCCCUGAAACAUUCAAGAUCAAGAAAUCACAAUCAUGAUGAAUAGUGACUACACUGAUCAUCAUGAUUGAGAGAUCUUCAUGCAUGUUUUAAAUCUUUCGUUGGAUUAGUCUUGUAAUCCAACAUAAUAAUGGAUCGUUAACAAAUAUUUGUUUCAUUCAGUACUAUGUAUAACAAUUUCAAUAAAUGAUAAACACCUCUGUCUU